Molecule: messenger RNA, 2315 nt
Organism: Pocillopora verrucosa
Lineage: Eukaryota; Metazoa; Cnidaria; Anthozoa; Scleractinia; Pocilloporidae
Product: dnaJ homolog subfamily B member 4
Cellular component (GO): cytosol
Molecular function (GO): protein-folding chaperone binding
Source: RefSeq, a predicted model, not a curated record
AACGUGACGAAGGUUACUGCUAAAACCGUGAUGAACCGCACUGGACUCCAGUCUUUUCGCGCGGUCAUAAUGGAGGUUGUCGGAACUUUCUAGCACGGCACGACGUUAACAUCUUUGCCGUUAAUUUUCAUCGUCAACGUCACGAUUUUAUUAUUAUUUACCCUGGAUAAAGGUCUGGACCCAUCUGUGCAAUAAAAACUUAUGUAACCGGGUCGAAAACAACUAGAAGUGAGUAGUUCCGCAGACGUCCACAAAACAAUGGGGAAAGAUUAUUACAAGAUCUUGGAUAUUCCGCGCAACGCAAGCGAAGACGAGAUUAGGAAAGCUUACCGAAAGAUGGCUUUGAAGUAUCAUCCAGACAAAAACAAAAGCACUGGAGCAGAAGACCAGUUCAAAGAAAUAGCAGAAGCGUAUGAAGUUCUUAGCGACCCUCAAAAAAGGGAGAUAUUUGAUAAGUACGGUGAAGAAGGCUUGAAAGGAACUGGCAAACCUCAAGCGAGUACGACAGAGUUUAAUUUUCAAAUGCCGCCUGGAUUUACAGCUUUUACUUUCCAUGGAGACCCGAUGUCCACGUUUUCAAGAGUCUUUGGACGAGACGAUCCCUUUAGAGGAAUGUUCGAUCAAGGUUUUGGCAUGCAAGGUGGGGCAUUUGGAGGAGGUGACUUUUCAGAUAUGGGAGGUUUCCAUUCCAGCUUUCGUCAUCAGAGUUACCCUGGCUUCAGUCGUCAGAGAUCAUCAUCCUUUGAAGAUAUGCAUUCCUUUGCUCGCAAAAAGGCUCAAGAUCCUCCCAUAGAGAAAUACCUCAUGGUGACUCUAGAGGAGUUGUUAACAGGAACUACCAAAAAACUGAAGAUCAUUAAAAAAGUUUUGAAUCAAGACCGAGUGACAACUCACCCUGAAGAAAAGAUUCUCACCAUUGAAGUGAAAAAGGGUUGGAAGGAAGGAACAAAAAUUACUUUCCCAGAAGAAGGGGACCAAAAACCACACACUGUUCCUGCUGACAUCGUUUUCACAAUCAAGGACAAGCCCCAUGUUAAUUUCAAACGAGAUCAAGAUAAUAACAUUUUGUACACUGCUCCCUUAUCUCUCAGAGAUGCCUUAACUGGUCAUACAACAGCUUCAAUGGUACCAGUUCCAACACUGGAUGGACGGACUGUCAAUAUUCCAUUAAACAAUAUCAUUAAACCUGGGGCAAAACGCCGAAUUAAAGGUGAAGGUUUGCCACUACCCAAGAGGCUGAAUCAGCGAGCUGACAUGAUGGUGGAUUUUGAAGUUGUGUUUCCAACACAACUUUCUACAUCAAACAUUGAUUUAUUAAAGAAUGCUUUACCUGAGUGAGACAAGAAAACUUAUUUAUAAGUGAUUAUUUAUUUAUUUUUCCAAUUUCACCACAAGUGGUUGAAUGACAUGAAAGUACUCUUUCAUGGGAACUGUUUCCCCUUGUUCUUUUCAUAAGAAUCAGGAGUGUUCUUAACUAUUUCAUUCAAUGUUUUUUUCCAGUUGGGAAGAAUGACAAAAAGGGAAAAUGAGUGUUAAAUUAAGUUUCUAAGUGUGACAAAAAACUUUUCAAGUUUGAAUUUAUUUGUGUCAAAUUUCACUGUGACUGGGUAGAUGACUUGUUCGUUCAUGAUAAAUGUUGUUGAUGUUUGGAUCACUAGAAUAGCAGUGGUGGGUAAUUAUUUUAGUUACCCCUUAGUUUUAUAUUGUCACCUUGUGGUGAGGCAGUAAGGACUAGGGUGAUCAUCAUCAAGUUGUUCUGAUUUUUCAGAGACUGUACUUUAUAUUAUGAUCAUUGCUUCCAAAUUUCUAUGUCUUGCAUACACUUUGCUUUAUCACUUUGCUUAGUGAGAGUGUGGAAAAUUGGCUGGUGAAAAUUUGAAGACCAAGUAAUUAGCGUGCUAAUUGGGUGAAAAUGAUAAUGUUAAAAUUAAUUUUUCAGCUAUCAGAAUGAAUGAUUUCACCCUCAUCAUAAAUUCAUUGAUGAUGUUGUUGACACACACCAAAAAAACAAAAAACAGAAGCAGGCUGUUGGUAUUGGUGUGCAGUUUGUAAAUAGAUACCAAUAUGUUUGGUUGGAACUGUGGAUUGAUAGUAAAUUAUGUUUUGUUGUUAACCUACAAGAGUUAAUGUAAAGCAAGUCAGGCAGAGUCCUUAUGGUAGGGAAUCCAAAAUUUAAGUAAAAAUUAAUAUAAUUGAGUGUUAGCUCUAUGGGUAUACACGACAAAAUGUUUUAUCUUUUUCCACUUGUAUCAGAAAUGAGUACUGAGUGUAUAUUUUCUUAACUUAUUAGGAAAAUAAAACAUGCACAAUUGAAA